CUGACGCCGGCACCGGCCUGCGGAGCCCGAACGGGGCAGCACCGCCCCUCACGCCGCCGCCGCCGCCGCCGCCUCCCCUUCGCCCUCGCAUUCCCACCCCCAGCCAAGGCCUGCUGACCGCGCGGAGCGCCGAGCUGGACUGACCACGGCGGCCUGGAGACCUGAGGAGGAAGCAGCUGGCCCGCCCCUGGGAUCACGCUCUCGCCGCCACUGAGUGGAUUGAAUUGAGGCGCCGCCGCUGCCGGAGGCGAAAAAGAAGGAGGAGCCGCCGCGCGAGUGAGAAGGGGGCAGAGCUGAAGAGACCGACACAGAAGGAAACGGGGAGGAGGAUGUCUCAUAGAGCGGCCGGCGUUCAGAUCCUCCCGUGACUCUCACAGCGGCGGGCCUCAGACCCCAGCGCGGACUCGGACUUUGUCUUUGGGGGCCCGUGCUCUGCCCUUCCUGGUUUCCGGCAAAAUCGCGGAGAAGCCGGCGUGCCUCUCCACCCUUCAGCCUUCCUCACCAUGUCCAAGAUGCCGGCCAAGAAGAAGAGCUGCUUCCAGAUCACCAGUGUCACCACGGCCCAGGUGGCCACUAGCAUCACUGAGGACACCGAGAGCCUGGACGACCCGGACGAGUCACGCACAGAGGACGUCUCCUCUGAGAUAUUCGACGUUUCUCGGGCCACGGAUUAUGGCCCUGAGGAGGUCUGCGAGCAAGAGACGCAGAGUCCCGGGACGGUCUCCCCAAACCUCCUCCUGGACGGGCAGCUGGCAGCCGCGGCGGCUACUCCCGCCAACGGAGGAGGAGCGGUUUCAGCCCGGAGCGUGGUUGGGGCGCUGGCCAAUACUCUGACGGCGGCCGCCACUUCAGCCACCUCCUCAGGAGCAUCCAGCGCCCCCCCGGGCCCAUCUGCCGGGCCAGGGACUGCAGCGCCAUCGCAGCCCCCCACCACUUGUAGUUCCCGUUUUCGCGUGAUCAAGCUGGACCACGGGAGCGGAGAGCCCUAUAGACGUGGCCGAUGGACGUGUAUGGAAUACUAUGAACGGGAUUCUGACAGCAGCGUCUUGACCAGGUCUGGAGAUUGCAUUAGGCACAGCAGUACUUUUGACCAGACUGCGGAGCGAGACAGCGGCCUGGGCGCCACCGGAGGGUCGGUGGUGGUCGUGGUGGCCUCUAUGCAGGGGGCUCACGGGCCUGACUCGGGAACAGACAGUUCCUUGACUGCUGUGUCACAGCUACCCCCUUCGGAGAAAAUGAACCUGCUGGCUUCGGCCCCGUCGCGGAGUUUUGGCAUUGGGCCGCCCCAGCCGCCGCCGCCUCCCGUAGGUGGGGCUGUGGUUGCAAGCUCCGCUCCGAUGCCGCCGUUCCCAGGAGCUGCGGCCGGGCCGCAGCAAAUUAUGGCAGCCCCGCAGCCAAACCAGCCCCAGGGAACCGGGACGGGCGCCGUCCCUCCGGGGCCCAGUGCACAGGGUCUGCCACUGACGAAUGUAACCCUGGCGCAGACCGGCAUUUCCCUGCAACCGCAGCCGGGCCCGGCCACCGGCGCUUCUGCGACGCAACAGCCCCAGCAGUUCGCGUAUCCCCAGCCUCAGAUUCCGCCGGGGCAUUUGCUACCCGUCCAGCCCUCUGGUCCGAGUGAGUACCUGCAGCAGCACGUGGCCGGCCUACAGCCGCCGAACCCCGCGCAGUCCUCUGCCACCGGCGCCGGAGCGAGCCCAUCCGCGGCGGCCAGCUUUCCGAUGAGCACGGGCCAGAAUGCCUCCGCUGGAGGCGCGCAGCUCAUGGGUGCCUCUCCUCUGCCCAGUGAAGCCGUGGCCCCGGGGCCGGGACCCGUGCCAGGCGGACACGCCGCGCCUUUUCAGCCGGCUGGAGUCCCCCCGGCUGCUGUAGGAGGCGCGGGGCAGCCGGGCCUGGUUCCUACCGGGGCCGGGAAGCCCCAUUCUGUGCCUCCAUCGCAGAUGGGUGGCAGCAGUACGCCGUCAGCCGGGCCUGGUGGCCCUCACGCCCUGGUGCCCGGAGUUCCAAACGUGCCUGCCGCCGUGCCCGCUCCAAGCGUGCCUAGUGUGUCUACCACUUCUGUUACUAUGCCAAAUGUACCCGCGCCUUUGGUCCAGUCGCAGCAGCUGAGCAGCCAUACACCAGUCAGCAGAAGCAGCAGCGUAAUCCAGCAUGUUGGGCUGCCCUUAGCGCAAGGCACACCCAGUGUACCAACAAGUCUACCACAGUCUGACCUAAGCCAGUUUCAGACUCAGACCCAGCCUUUAAUCGGGCAAGUUGACGAUACUAGAAGAAAAUCAGAACCCCUACCUCAACCACCACUUUCUCUCAUUGCUGAAAAUAAGCCUGUUUUGAAGCCGCCUGUUGCAGAUGCCCUGGCAAACCCACUUCAGUUAACACCUAUGAACAGUCUGGCCACCUCUGUAUUCAGCAUAGCUAUUCCUGUCGAUGGUGAUGAAGACAGGAAUCCUUCAUCUGCUUUCUACCAAGCGUUCCAUUUGAACACGUUUCAGGAAUCAAAGAACCUCUGGGAUAGUGCAUCUGGGGGAGGUGGUGUAGCCAUUGACAACAAAAUAGAACAAGCAAUGGAUCUGGUGAAAAGCCAUUUGAUGUAUGCAGUAAGAGAAGAAGUGGAAGUUCUAAAGGAACAAAUAAAAGAAUUAGUUGAAAGAAACUCUUUACUUGAACGAGAAAAUGCACUGUUAAAAUCUCUUUCAAACAAUGAUCAGUUAUCCCAACUCCCAGCCCAACAGGCCAAUCCUGGUAGCACUUCUCAACAGCAAGCAGUGAUAGCACAGCCUCCGCAGCCAACACAACCUCCACAGCAGCCGAAUGUCUCCUCAGCAUAAACCUUUCUUGCCUCAUUAAGGAAAAAAACUGAAAGCAGUCUAUCCUUGUGUGCCACUGGUGUUCUUUUCACUUUAUACGAAAGCAAGUAGCCAUGCUUCGGUUGUGUGUUUGGCCUUUCAGUAUUAGACAAUCAUUCUACAAGAGCUUUUUUUCUCUUAGAGAUGUCUGCAUCACUGUUGAUGUCCAGUUUUAUGUCAUCAGUACACAAGGAGAAUAAUAGGUGGGGUUUAUUAAAGCAAGCAAAGUCUGCAUUUUACCUGGUGCACAUGAGUGGGGUCUUUUAAGAGCUUUGGUGGCUCUCCCAUUUUUCCUAUUACCCCUGGAUUUACCCUGAGCCUUCCUAUCACAUUAUAAAUAACAGUUCAUCUAAAGAGCCACUUUUCUUUCAAUAUCAGUAACAUUUGCCUACAUAAGUUUUCAUUUAUUUGUGUUUUAUUUAUUACAGGGCUGCUAUUUUCAUAAUGUACAUGAACAAUGUCACAGAACUUUUUUAAUUUUUUUGAAUAAUUAUAAGUAUCAGUAAAGGAAUUGAAAGACAGGAUUGCAUUUAAUAGAUAAAACGUUUAGGCAAUAAUUGAACAAAAGAAUCCUGGCAUAUUUCUAACACUAAUGGCAAUUUAUCUUCGGUAUUUAUUUUUAGUAAAGACCCAGCUUGAAUGUAAAUUUUGUAUAGUGUAAGUAUGAAGAACAUAGUGCAACUGUACAGGUAGUCACCAGUUAUUGUGAUAUAAUAAAUAAUUGGGCUAUUUUGAUGAAGAAAACUUUGUUCAUUUGUUUCUACUUUCUAAUAGAGAAAUUGCCACGAUUCCUCUGCUUUUUGACAUUUCGUAUGACUUUUUUUUUUUCUUCGGGUGGGAAUAAAAAGCUGUGAAAUUGUUCAACCUACUUUGUAACCAAAGAAGCAAAGCUGUGUAAUGGAGGUUUUUUUGUUUUGUUUUGUUUUUUUGUUUUUUUUUUACAAUGCACAUUCUUUAUGUAUUUUUAUUUAGUGUUUUCUCGGUCACAAUUUUCUUUGCUGUCUAGCAUGAUCUGCAUGACCUAUGCUCUUUGAACCACUUUCGUACCUCAUGUUUUUAUCCAGCACUCUUAUCGUAAUAUGUACUAGUCUGUGAACAAUGUCAAAUAAAAAAGAACGAACAGGUAGUUAUGGUGGAGCUGAGCUAGUGUACUAUACACUAGUUGUAAAAUACAAGAAAAAAUGAAGUGAGCCAUCUUUUGUUCAUUUAAAAUGGUGUUUUGAAUUUCGUAUGCAGAAAACGUUUUGUUACAUUGCAGAUUUUAAUGUAUUUAAUAAAUGCAACAUGCAGAUUAAGUGCAGUGUAUACUGAGUAUUUAAAUUAAAAUGUACAUUUCAUAAAUACAGUUUCAAGAAAGCAUCAUUUUGUGUAUACUAACACAUUAAGUGUAUGUCAGAAAUUGAUGUAUAAAUAUAUAUUUUAACACAUUUUCUGAAAUUAAACUGCAGUUUUGUUGAAA
Molecule: messenger RNA, 4305 nt
Organism: Pteropus alecto (black flying fox)
Lineage: Eukaryota; Metazoa; Chordata; Mammalia; Chiroptera; Pteropodidae
Gene: TSC22D2
Product: TSC22 domain family member 2
Biological process (GO): regulation of transcription by RNA polymerase II
Source: RefSeq, a predicted model, not a curated record